AUGACGGAAGCCCUAUGCUUUCUUUUCCAGGGCAUCCAGGUAAUGACUGCUUUCACUUGCUCUGCUUCCCUUGGUACUAUUUUCUGUACUCUCUGUCUUGAAAAUCUGUUUGCUCUACUGAAGAAGAUCCAGAAGAGCUCUCUGAGAAUCAUUCUCAUUUGCGGUGAGAAUGCAAAGAAAAUUCUCCUACCUCGUGAUAUGCACUCAAUCAUCCUCAAGCUGCAUGACGGGGAAAGAAUAAGCAUUGGUGAUCAGAUCCCCCGUACGAGAUCAAGACCGUGGAGUAUCGCAUGGACGCGAAGCAGCUGUGUCAAUACCGACAGAUCUACGACAGCCGAGCAGCAAACCACCAACGAAGAAGUUAGUGGCUGCUUCGACAUGGUGAUAUAUUGCCAACUCAGCGAAGGUAACCUAGGAAGUGGUUGGAUCCGAAAGGGGUACUCGGCACAGUUCAUACCAAACGAUCAAGACAAGCUACCUGAAUACACUUAUGGCACCGCUGACGUGGCGUUGACAUUCAAGCUCGAAGGAAAUCCCGUGGACUUGAAAUUCAAGUUCAUCGUUACCGUCGACCCUCCUCUAAAGUCGACCGACGCCGAGCCAGUAAGCGCUGAUCAUUUUGGCAGCACGCAGGAUUAUGCGCUGUUAGAAUUUAGCGUCAUGGAAAAGAGGGAGUUUUCACUGCUGGAGUGGACUGACAAAUUGAUUGAAAACGAAGGUUCCACUGAAGAAGACAUGCCAGAAGCUACCAAGCAAAGCUACUGCUCACGCAAGUAUAACCGGACAACCUGCAAUGCCUUAUUCAGCUCUUGGACAGUCAACUGGGUGGCGCACCCUAAUAAUGAGUGGGAAAACGACGAAUGGCAUGUUUGGGCCGCGGCUUUAAUUAAAUGUACACGACGACUUACUACAAGACUUUCAAACAUGUCUGAUCACUCUGCUUCCGCUCCUCCAUGCACCUUCUCUGAGGAUGACCUCGAAUUGCUCACCUCCCCCUCCGCCAGAAGUGACGUCUUGAGCUAUGCUUGA
This is a messenger RNA of Rasamsonia emersonii CBS 393.64, 1029 nucleotides long. RefSeq lists its product as uncharacterized. The record is from RefSeq and is a predicted model, not a curated record. The transcript is spliced from 4 exons. The coding region runs from base 1 to 1029 and encodes 342 amino acids. Lineage: Eukaryota; Fungi; Ascomycota; Eurotiomycetes; Eurotiales; Trichocomaceae.